This is a messenger RNA of Photinus pyralis (common eastern firefly), 943 nucleotides long. Its product is annotated as tuberin-like. Gene Ontology annotation, cellular component: nucleus; TSC1-TSC2 complex; cytoplasm. The record is from RefSeq and is a predicted model, not a curated record. Gene Ontology annotation, biological process: negative regulation of TOR signaling; negative regulation of phosphatidylinositol 3-kinase/protein kinase B signal transduction; negative regulation of insulin receptor signaling pathway. Gene Ontology annotation, molecular function: GTPase activator activity. Lineage: Eukaryota; Metazoa; Arthropoda; Insecta; Coleoptera; Lampyridae. The coding region runs from base 98 to 928 and encodes 276 amino acids. The transcript is spliced from 4 exons.
AAAAGGGCAAAGGUUGUUGUUUCUCCCAUUGUAAACACUUGGGGAAUAGGGCUUGGAAGUGAGGUUAUGUUUUUGUUUAUGUCCAGCCCCAUGCAAGAUGAGUGGAAAUGCUAAGGACACGAAAGAAAUUAAAUCCUUCCAAGACAAAUUGAAGCAAUACUUCCGCACUAACAAGGGGAAUCAGGGGCACAGAUCGAGGCCGGAUUUUACACUAACUGAAGACAUCGAACGCUUGCUGAGCAGCGAUUCCCCACCUGCAACGCGCAUUCGGGCCAUAAAAGAGUUGUGUGAUGUCGUUGUGGCUAACAAACUUAAAGAUAAAGUCGUCGAGAAGCUUUGGUCGUGCCUGCAGGAUUUGUUUUCGAAGGACCAACCGGAGGAGUUGCGGCACUUGGCCUUUCACUUCCUACAGUGUCUACUGAAGGGGCAAAAUGAACGGCUGUCCCUAAUGCGGGCGCAUUUCUUUCGUGUCGUUAAAAACCACGACCAUCCCGACGAUAUAAUACAAAGAUUUGAGCUGUUCCAGGCAUUGACCAAUUACGGCAAGGACGCGUGCUACUUCGAGGAGGAGGUUGCGCCGUUUCUACUGAAAAUUCUACCCGAAAUCACUAGCGCCGACUUAACUUUGGGUUACUUGAGCGUUAUUACGACUUUUAUUAAAUUUAAUGCCGCUUACAUGGAGAAUUCGAUUUCUCAACUGAUUUUGCAAAUUUCGGCGGUGUGCUUUUCUACUUCCAAAACGGAAGUUGUAAUUGCAUGCAUCGAGGUUUUAGAUACGAUUUUGGCUUACAGUAACUUGCCCUCGGAAAUUUUACCUCAUUUCAUAGCUAUUUUGUGUAGGACUGUUAAUGGGGAGGUCUAUUGUCAGUUGAGCUGGCAGGUAAGUAUCGCCUAUUACACAAUGAGAAAAAUGAAUGUAGUCUGCUGAGUGGAACCCAUGUUA